AUGCACUCUAAGGAGUAUGAGAGUGACUUUGACAGGUCAUUCCAGAUACAGCCUUGUCCUGUUGGAGAACCUGUGGCUUCCUGCAGCGCACCAAUCAGGAGACCAAAGAGAACAGCCUUGGAUGCAGGAUGCGAGACCCCCAGCAAAGUGUAUAUUACAGAGGAGAAGAUGAUGGCCAGCAUGCAAGAGUUGAGCCUUAAUCACUCAGAGUCUUCAGACAAGGCCCUUGUUCACAACAGCAACAACACGACCACCUCCACCACGGCAUUAACUCCCAUGCAGUCCUCAGUGGAAAGAAGCUGGCAGAAGUUCAGGGAACUCGAAGACAUGCUGGCCGAUGAACAAAUAGAUACAGAGCUUACAGAAGUGAAAAACACAGGGUUCAAAGUUCACAUAAACACCUCCGUGGCCAAUAGUAUCAUCUGUUCCAGCAUACCAAAGGCAGUUCUGGAGAAUAUAAACAAGCCCUGUUUACAAGUGGUUUUAUGGAAACCCCCUGUGGAUAAACUCCGUGAAAUUGUGUCUGAAAAUGUCCACAAGAAUCGCCAGAAAAACAACAGUUCAAAGCAGAAAUCAUCAGGCCAAUCAGGCAUGAGGAGCCCAACGUCCAGAACCUCCACCGCCACCCCAACAUGUGCUAUAGACAACAGGCAACAGCCAGACGUGACUGCUCUGAGCUCAAUGGACUGUGAAGAGGAGGACUCCGCCAUGGAGUUAUGACGACAACAACAACAAGGUUUCAACAUCUAUAGGGCACUUAAAUUGUUUACAAGAUGCAGAUUGCGUCAUUUUGUCCGAAGUAUUCAUUCACUCAUUAAGAUUGCCGCACUGGCAGACUGCAGAACAGUCUUCAUUCUGUUCCUGGACUUAAGGAAACCGUUAAAUCACACAUUUUAGGGUUGUUAAGGAAAGCUUACAAAUUUACAUGUUGUGUACCUGUGAGAGAUCCAUGCAGUGUGACUGUAGAGAGGUCCAAAUAGGUCAGACUGAGAACAUAAGCGAAUCAUGUAAACUACCAGGAAUUUAAUCAUGAUCUGCGCAUUUUUAGAUGAAAUCAUGAUGUGCUAUUACUGAAAGCUAGCUCUGAUAGAGUUUAGAAUUUUCCAGUAAGUUUACAGGCUGUAAAUGAUGUGCCCUAAAAUUGCCCUCAAAAUGACGGAAGUGCUGAACUUACUGGUUUGUAAUUUUAGAAUCAAGUCAAGAACAAAGUGUCCUUUCUCAUACUUGAAAUCUUUGAAAGUCAUUGAAAAUGAGUUUAUUUUGGAAUUAGUGCUAGAUAGUUUUUGACUUUUAAAUGUUAAAUUUCAUAUUACAUUAAAUUCAAAAGAGACUCGUUAAAUGAGUAACCAAAAUGGUAUCUGUUAUCUCCGCAUGAAGACGAAGACUUAAAAUAAAUGGCCAUUGAAAGUGCUGCAAACAAGAAAUUUCAGGUCCUUGAAACUCGUUGAAAUAUAUUUUCUUUUAUGUUUGGUAACCACCCUAUACAACUUUCUGUCUCCUGUUUGGAGAUGUGCUUCUUAUCAUCUGAUGGCCAUCUUUACAUUCCACUGCUGUUUCAUUCAGAAUUGUCAGCCUGUAUACAUUUUUGCACGACUUAAUGCCAUGUCAGCCAUUUUGAUUCUUGUAUGCAAAGAUAUUUUGCACGAAGUUGAUUUGUUUUCUUGACUGAUUGUUGUUGAGAACUAGAUGUAUAACAAAUGCGUUUAGAGCUUAGAGUUUUUGAACCCUGUUAGAGACAAAAUACAUGCCAAUAAAACUCAAAUAUUCGUCGAGAACUUUACACCUGAUCUCAAGUAUCAUUACUAGGCCUACUGAUACAGAACUCCGUAAAGCCAUUUUCGUAUACUUUUUUUUGGGGAAAUCAUAAAUGACAUUGUCUUUGUUAAAAAUACAACACAAUUACAAAAAAGCUGCAAACAUUGAUUUACAAGACCAGCUGGAUUUGAAGUGUCACGUAGAAUUAUAGGCGCAAGUAAUGCCAAGUUUUUACUCUAAACAAACUCCAUGCAGAUGUGACGUGUUUUUCUGAUUAUUCAAUCACGAUUUUGGGAGAGAUGGAUAAGCUACGUGUAGUGGUAACCGUUCAUCAGAACGGCCUUGUAAUUAUAGCGUCUGACCGAAUAGAUAAGUCAACAACUUUACCAAAGUUUUUAAAAAUCGUGGAAGGAUCUGGAUGGUAAGGUUUGCUAUUGUGUGCAGUCAACUUUUGUAAUUAUCCACAUGUACCCACAAACUUGUGCGCCAACUGAACUGGUGGAAAGAUUUGGGUGGUACGGUUUUCUGU
Messenger RNA from Liolophura sinensis, 2284 nucleotides. RefSeq lists its product as uncharacterized. The record is from RefSeq and is a predicted model, not a curated record. The coding region runs from base 1 to 720 and encodes 239 amino acids. The transcript has 6 exons. Lineage: Eukaryota; Metazoa; Mollusca; Polyplacophora; Chitonida; Chitonidae.